Messenger RNA from Chelonia mydas (Green sea turtle), 705 nucleotides. Its product is annotated as pulmonary surfactant-associated protein C-like. Gene Ontology annotation, biological process: regulation of cell population proliferation. The coding region runs from base 187 to 669 and encodes 160 amino acids. NCBI's taxonomy places the organism in Eukaryota, Metazoa, Chordata, Testudines, Cheloniidae. The transcript is spliced from 5 exons. The record is from RefSeq and is a predicted model, not a curated record.
CUGCUGAUGGAAGACAGCUAGGAGAUCAGUGGAGAGACGUUUGCCUGCUGACCUUUGUGGGCCACAGGAGAAGGAAGGUCCAGAGAAACAGUCCUGGGGGCUGGUGUUCCAGACAAGGAACAGCAAGUCAGGGAACCCCAGGAAGGAUUAAGGGUGUGACAGCAAGGAAAGCUCAGGGCCAGGAGGAUGGCAGAGAUCAUCCAAAUCACCAGCAGUGGAAGCAACGGGGAAGUGACUGAGCAGACGAUGAUGGUGAGCAGCCAGGAGAACGUGGCUGCCUUUCACGUCGAGGGCAACACAACCUCAGCGACUGUCGUGCACGACUAUAAACCCGGUCUCAUUGGCCUCCGGGUACAGGACAGAAGGAAGUAUUUGGUUGUGAAGAUGGAUAAGGUCACCAUACCCAGCCUGGCUGAAAUUACCCACAAAAUCGAGAACUUUGACACACAGCAGGGCUCUGGAGAAGACAGCUUGUCCUACACCUUCAGUGAGGGUCAACUGGCCAACCGCACAGCGCUGGGAACGACACUGAACAUUCUCUGCAGCGACGUCCCCAUCUACUGGGCUGGGAGCUCACAGAAACAGCAGCAUAGAUGGAGCAUCUAUGUGCACUUCUGGGGAAUCACCAUUACAUCGGUUUUGGCCGCUAGAGCGUUCUGCCCUUCCUGAAGAAGCACAGAAGUACUAGAAUGCACUUAUAACAAA